Effrenium voratum is the source of this 7720-nucleotide messenger RNA. The record is from the annotation of a GenBank genome assembly. NCBI's taxonomy places the organism in Eukaryota, Dinophyceae, Suessiales, Symbiodiniaceae.
AUUGCAUGUCUCCGUGACUCCAUUUAUGGCUGCCGUGCGGGGGAAAAAAACCGCAGGCGCAGGGAUGGCAUCUUUUCCUGCUGCUGUCGAUGCUGUGGCACAGGAGGCCCCGCAGUCCCUGGCCAUGGAAGCCAACGGCACAAAGCUGAGCUAUGCAGAGCUGGCGUCAAGGUCGCGGCAGGCAGCACGAGGCUUGCUGGAGCUGGGCGUGCAGAGGUGCCAGCGGCCUGUGCUGACGAGCAUGCAACGAGGAUGCGACUGGUAUAUCGUGUAUGUUGCUGCAUCACGCCUUGGAGCACCCCUCGCUGCCUUGGCCCGUGAGCCCCAUGUGGCGAGUGGGAGUGCUGUGCGAUGCAAGCAAUUCCUGCAGCUGCGGCCACAGCUGGCGGUGGUGGACCACGCGGAUUUACAGAUUGAGGACGUUCCCUCGUACCGCCUGGGUGAUUUGAUGAGGGAGAGCAGUCAGGAGAUCCCCGAGGUAUGUCCUGACGAUGUGCUUUGCUACUGCUUCACCGGGGGCACCACGGGGCGCCAGCGCCUGGUGCCCUGCGCGCAGGCGAUGGCGCUGCACGAGCUGCGGCGCUACCCGGCAGCCCUCCACUGGGAAGGUGGAUGCAGCACGCAGGCUCGGGUUUUGCAGCCAUCCUCACUGCAAUGGGCAGCUGCAGUUUUUGGACAGCUUGACGUGGCCCUUGCCUUGCGAGGCUGCGCGGUGGUCUCCGAGGACCUGGAUGUCAAGGACUUAGCGGCCACCGUGCGCCAUCACAAGGUUUCCAUUGUUGGCCUACCGCCAUCGAUGCUGGCCUUGCUCUCGCCGGUGGACUUCAUAGAUACCAGGACUCAGGGUGGUUACAGCUACCUCCGUCGAUUGAUCUCCUGGGGCGAGCCUUGCCCUGCCGCAGUGGCAGAGCUUUGGGGAGCGCCGAAUCUGCCAUGGCGGUUCCUGGAUGUCCUGAUAUCCACAGAGUACUGGCUCUCGUUUGUUUCCUAUGAGCGAGAAGAUGGGCGAAGCCUCUUCAAGCCGGUGCCCGACGUAGAGGUUUUCCUGCGGCCGAUGGGUGAGGACUGCCAUCAUGCCGAGCUGUGCAUAUCUGGGCCAGGGGUUUGCAGGACAUUAGGUGCCGAGGCCGAGGCGUUUGUGGAGCACCAGAGACAAACCUUCUACCGCUCCGGAGACUUGGCGCAGUGGCAGAAGGAUGGCUUAGUCUUUGCGGGCCGUGGAGAUGAGCUGGUCAAGGUUUUCGGCAGGUGGGUUGACCUUUCUGAUGUCGCCCGGCAGCUGUCAGCAUUGCCGGGCGCUCUGGAGGCUGCGACGGUCACCGCCGAGGAGCACCAUGCUGCGGUGGUUAUGGCGCCCGGGUGGGAUGCAGAUGCCUUGGAGGCUGCAGCCACGAGGGUCCUGCCGAGUGGCGGUGUGCGCCUACACUUGCUUGAAGAGCCCUUGCCCAGGAAGCAAGACACACGCAAAGUGGACCGUUUCCAGCUGCUGCAGUAUCUCCGGCAAAGGAGCUCGCGCGCUGAUCAUGGCUCCAGGCGAGCUGAGUGCAAAGAGCCAAGGUCAGACCAGGCUCUCUUGGAUGCCAUUUCGGAGGUCCUGGGGCGCUCCGAGCCCGCGGCGCCCAGUCGCUCCUUCGCCUCGCUGGGGGGGGACUCCGUGGCGGCGCUGCGCGCCGCGGCGCGGGCGCGGAGCCGUGGGUUGGAUGUCUCUGCGCUAGACCUGCUGAGCGCUCCCAGCAUCAGCGCAGUGCAGUCGAAGGUGCUGGCUGAGCACCCAGCGAAGCGGCCGAGAGCGAGCAGUAGCAAGGAGCUCACCGUUGCCACCCAGCAGGAGCUUGGCGAUGAGUUCACCGACCAGGUUGGCCUGCCUUGGCGUGCUGCGGAGUCGACAUGGUUAUGCACGCCCUUUCAAGACCUGCUGCUCUUUGCCCUCGAAGCUGGGCAGGGACAGGCUGCAAGGGCCACGCCCGGCACGCUGCAGAGUUGCGCGCUGCUUGGGCAUGCCGUUUCGGUACGAGGCCUUCGUGCAGCCUGGUUUGGGGUGCAGCAGCGCUGCGCGGCGCUUCGGUCCUGCUUCCUGCGGGUACGAGGUCAGCACAUCCAGGUGGUGCUGCGCCCGAGCUGGUCGAAGGUGGAGAUGCGGAUUGCGCGGGAAGCCUGCGACGGCCAAGGUCUAAAGCAGCGGCUGAAGCGCUGGAUGCGGGAGGAUUUGCUGCUGUCCUUUCGCAGCUCAGAACCGCUGUGCCGCCUUUGCCUUCUUCAGGCAAACGGCACACAGCGUACUGCGCUGCUGCUGUCUGUGCACAACGCCAUUUGUGACGGCUGGUCUGCAAAUCUUUUGCUGCAGGACAUUCUCUCGCUUUCCAUUGGCCUGGAGGCACCAACACGACCAGCUCAGGUGCCUGACCCACAGGCCGAUGGAGGAUGGUGGCAGCGGACACUGGAGGGCUUCAGGCCCACUCCUCAAGCUGCCGCAGCCGUGUCCUUGAGCAGCCAGCGGAGGCUCGCCGUGGCUUGGGAGGGGUUGCGCCUGCGCUCGGCCGCCUGGCAAGUCACACCAGCAGCGCUUCUUCUGGCUGCAUGGUGUUUGGUCUGGUCCCGAAGCUUUGGAUGUCGGGACUUGGUCUUUGGUGCCGUCCUCUCCGGGCGCGAGGCUGUGGCUGAUGGCUUUGUCGGGUGCGCGGUAUCACUUUUGCCGUUGCGCUUGCGGCUGACGGACUCCUGGCAGACAUUGCUGAGCUUCACAGCUGAGGUACAGCGUUGCCUUGUAGCUCAUGCAGCUAUGUGCCCUGCGGCAUCGCUGACCCAGAUUCGCCAGUGGUGCGAUCUGCCCAGUGAGCAGCCACUCUUUGACUGCGCCUGGAUUUUUGAUCAGACACCACCACUACCCGACGACCUUGUGGAGAGAACCAAGUUUGAGCUGGUAUCCGAGUUUGAGGUGCCUGCAGCUGGCGAUGGAGCACAGUCUCCAGAGCUGCGGAUUACGAGGCGAGGUGAGAGCCUUGACGUUAGUCUGCGUGGCAGAGCCAAUGGUCAGCAAGGAGAUGGCGCCUUGUUGCUCUCGGAGUUGGAGGCUGUGCUUGCCCUUCUCAUGGAGGCAUCACAGCACACGGUGGAGCAUCUUUUGCAAGUGGUGCCGCUCCUGCCAUGUUGGACAUCUUCCUUGCCGGCCCAGACAGACGUCGAGGAGCUUGCAGCCUUCUGGGGGCAGCGCCUUCUAGGCCACGAGGCGACAGCGCUUCCACAUCCGUUGCAAGGCGGAAGAGGAGGCUGGCAGUCGGUGCCAGUUCUGCUGCCGCCAGAGAGCAGGGAAGCCAUCUUGGCGGCCUGGGCAUCUUCGUUGGGGAAGAUCUCUGGGCAGAAUGUGGUCUCAGUGGCAGUCCCGCUAGCAGCAACUUCGCCAGGUCUGGCAGCUGGACAGCCUGUGGGAUGGUUUCCUCUUGGAUGCAGGGGCCCACUGGCCGACAUGGAGCAGGACCUGAGCAGACAGAUCUUGGAGAUGGCGCCCUUGGCACAAGCACCGCGCUAUGUCUUGGAGAGGCUGCUGCGUCUUCCUUCCUGGACGCCUUCUGCGGCCUUCUUUGAGCUGGCAGGCGUGUCCCUGGACUCCAGCGAGUUGCAGCAGUGGGGGGAGACGGCGGGCAGAUGGCGAAGCCUUCAGCACAAAGACCUGGCCGGGGCAGAGCUGGUCCUGGUGCUUGGCAGGAGCUCCAGCUCCAAGCUGCCAGGGUUAGUGCUGUGGAACGAAGCUUCCGGGAUGAGCAAAGACAUGGUUCACAUCCUGAGAAGGCGGCUUUGUGCUACUCUCCGGGCCCGUGCAGUUCCAGAUCGCGUCCGGCAGCUCCACGAGCUGGGCGCGGCGGCCUCGCCGCCGCUGCACCGCGCGGGGCUUGUGGCGCUGCUACGGCAGCAGGCGCAGCGCACCCCGCAGGCCACGGCGCUGCAUGCGCCGAGGUGCCGCCUGAGCUACUCGCAGCUCUUGAGCUGCGCCGCUACGACCGCGGAGAGGCUCCGCGCCUGCUGUGCGCCAGUGACUGUCGGCGUGCUGGCGGAGCGUUCUCCAGCCGCGGUGGUAGGCCUUCUAGGAAGCUUGCUGGCUGGCUCUGCCUACUGUCCACUCAUCCCAUCUCACCCAGUGGAGCGCCUUGCAACGAUGCUGUCUAUAGCAGCACUUUCUGCUGUUCUCUUUCACCCGGAGUUGCAGAUUUUGGCUGAAACACUUUGCAAGGACAUCCCUCCAGUAUGCAUUCGCCUGGAUUCAUCCACGUGCAGGACCAUGCGUGCGGCAACAGAGUUGCCACUCUUCUCACGGGACGGCCCAGCUGGGGAAGCAAUGCAUGUACUUUUCACAUCAGGCUCUACCGGCACGCCAAAGGCAGUGCGAGCUUCGGAGCAGGCUGUCAUGACACAUCUCCUGCAUGUUGUUCGGAAUCAUCAAUUGCGGCCCACAGAUGUGGGUCUGCAGCACACGAGCCUCGCCUGGGUGGCCGCGGCCCCGGAGCUGUGGGCGCCGCUGCUGGUGGGCGCGCGGCUGGUGCUGCCGCCAGGAGCCAAAGACUUGGAGACCCUGGCCAAAUACGGCCAGAGAUGCACGUUGCAGCAAUAUGUUCCCUCAGUCCUUCAGGCGAUGCUUCAUGCCAACCUCAUGCCCAUCUCGAAUGCCUGCCGGCAGCUGGUACUGACAGGUGAGCCGCUGGCCACGGAGCUGUGCCGCCGCGUGCAGCGGCAUGGCCUGCAGCUGCGGAACCACUACGGGCAGACGGAGGCGGCUGACACCACCACGGUGCACGUCUUCCGCGGGCUGCCUGUGACCUCGGUGCCCCUUGGCCGGGCGGCCACACAGCGGCAGGUUUGGCUGCGGGCGCAAGUCACGGGUGAGAGUGUUUGCGGUGUAGGCGAGCCAGGCGAGCUGAUGGUCGGCGGCCCAGGGCUGCAUCUUUCACGAGAGCUUGAGGAGUCCCCUUUGGGUGCCGGGGCACAGCUGCCCAGUGGCGACCUUGCGCGCUGGGUGCCGUUGGGCGCUUCUCUGGAGCUCAUGUGCUUGGGCCGGAAGGACCGUCAGGUGAAGGUGCGAGGCCAUCGGAUCGAGCUGGCAGAGAUCGAGGCUGUCUUGCAGAGCGAGGCUGAGAAGCUCCUCGGCAAACCUUUGGAAGCCUUGGUAACCUUCGCUGCGCAGAGGCUCGUAGCAUACGUGCGACCGCCUCUCUCAACGGGUGACGCUCACGAGCUGCACAAUGCUUGUGGCAAGCGGCUUUUGGCUCAUGCUAUGCCGCAGGAGGUCAUCGGGGUGGUGAGCUGGCCCAGGACCGUCACCGGCAAGCUCGACCGCCAGGCCUUGCCACAACCGCAGCCGGAGGCGCCGGCAAAGGACAGCCGGCCUGCGGCUCCACAGGCCGCCUCAAGAUAUUUAGCGCGAGCGCCGCCUGCGCCGCCGCACCAGCUCCAGCAGAAAGGCUGGCAGCUACUCUACUGCCUGCUUGCCGGUGCUCUCUGCAGCCGAUUCAGCAUGUGGCGGAUGCUACUACUGCCUUUGGUGUGGACGAGCUGGCAGCAGCUGCUGGCUUCUCGCUCAUCUCCCAGCUUGUUUGCACAGCAUCUCAGCUCGCGAGUGCCCUUGUUGAGCACGAGCCUUUUGCUGGCUUUGCUGCCGGGGCGGCUCUUUGGUCUGGCGGCGGCCUUUGGCGGGUGGCGCCUUGGGCUGCGAGGCCUCGCACAGCCGGUGCUGUGGUGGCUGGGCGCCAGCUGCAUGGAGGGCCAACUGCGCCAGGAGUUCCACUGGUACGGCUGGUAUCUGCAUCCAACUCGUUGUGUGCAGUUGGCCGGGAUGAUUGCUCGCGGCUGCAAGGAUAUCCUUGGAGCCGCGGCAAGGGGCCAGAUGCCUCCGAAGCGGCCAGCGGAUUGGGAUUGGGAUGCGCCGGAGCGCCGGCCCCGGCGCCGCCCGCGCCUGGACUACGUUUGGGUGGAACCAAAGUCCGAGCCAGUGGCAUCAGCCGACCGAGCUGAUAGAAGCGGCAUGUCGCAGAUGCAACUAGAACUCUUGGAGCGACUGGAGGAGGAGGCGGGCCGGCCGCUGGAGCCAAGGUUGGCACUGGCCUCCGCCUUCGACUCUCUGCGACUCACUGCGCUGGUGGGGGCCUUGAGGAGAUCCUGCGCUCCCUUGACGUUGCGCGAAGCGCUGGCCUGUGACACCGUGGCGGAUUUUAUUCGCCUGCUGGCGGAUGCAAAGACGAGCACUUGCGACGACAACGCAAGGUCCACAUCACAAAUCGCAGAGCCGCAAGUGUUCAGAGUCAGGGAGUGGCCUUACAUGUUUUCACUAUCUGUGUGCUGGGCUUUGGAAACCCAUGAUCAUGUGGACAUGGCGGCACUACAACGGGCCUUGCGGUGCUUGGUCAUGAAGCACGGGGCUUUGACCAUGCAGCUAGCAGAUCCUCCGGCCUCAUGGGAUUUUGCAAUGGAAGCUGCGUCCAACUUGUCACUGGCUCGUUCCCUGUUGCGGAGGCACUUUGGAGUAAUUGGAGCGAAUGCGCGCAGGCACCCAGCGCUCAAGGUGCUGGACUUCGUGGGCUGGCUUCUAUGGGUUGCUUGGCCGCAGCUGCGGCCAGAGCAAGCCGAAGAAGUCCCCCUUGAUGUCAUUUCUUGUGAGAACCAGGAACAACUUGAGUGGAGGUCUGCUUGGCUCUUGGAUGGCAGAAACGCGAGAAGCUUUCUGGUCCAUCCUAUACACGCAGUUCUCCUGACGGACACCGGCAGGACAAUAAGUCGCCUUCAUUUGGCCGUUAGCCAUGGUCUUGCCGAUGGGUUUUCCGGGUUGCCCCUCCUGCAGGACUUUCUGCGCUUUUACCAAGAGGAGCUGAAACCAGAGAAGUCAGCGGACAGAUUUUCGGGGCUUGUGACGCAGGAGGCCAGAUUGCAGCGAGCGCUGGCGCCUGAUUGCAAGGAGCUUGAUGUUGCGGACAUCUCCAGCUGGGCCUUGCCAGGCACAACUGUGGAGGGCUUUGACCAUUUUGUUUGGUUGCAGCCGCCGUCCAUGAAGACCCUUCAGUCAAUUGUCGAGCAGCGAUGCUGGUGCUGCUCUCUGGAUGUGGCGCUGUUGGCUGUACUGGGAUGCGCCUUGUGGCGGCUGCAUCCAGAGACCGGGCUUCAUUUGCGUUUUGUGGCGUCGGCCAGAGAUCAAGGUGAUGAGGGCAGCAUCAUUGCAGACUUGGCCGAUGCGCGUGAUCUCGACUUCGCGUUUGACGAUCAAACCACCGUGGAAGAGGCAGCUCGCUCCAUUGCCCACUGCGUGCGCCACCGGCGCUGGGUGGUGCCCGAUCCCCUGGUAGGAAGUGAAGGUCGGGUGUACAUCAACGUCCGGCCGCUGCUGGACCUGCGAGGGAGAGAGCCGGAGGGGUCGGAGGGGUGGCGGCACAUCACGCAGUGGCCUCCUGUGAAGGGCGAGCGGAACUGGGACCGGCGGAAUGUGUACCAUGCGCUGUGGAUCAUGGCCGACCAGGUGUCAUCCUUGGAGUGGGUGCUUUGUUUGAAGGUGCGGAAAGACAAGCCGGAAGAUGCGAAGCUGGGCCCUUUGCUGCAAGAGGUCCUGGAUGACAUGGUUCUCAGACCCAACUGCGCAUUGCAAAAGAAUGACUUGUUGCGGCUUGCGUUCAGUCACCCGUGCUCUUCGAACGUUUGGGAGGUAUCUCGGAGUUCUUCUGCAGCCAGAGCAAGCAAUCUCAAAUAA